UUCAAGCAAAGUGAGUUGGGUCAAUUUCGAAAUGACUCGCUCAAAUAUUAUUAUUAUUAUGUGUUGUCAAUUUGACCCGAUCCGUAUCCAACCCAAUUCAAUCCGAAGAUUCCGAACCCAUUAAUGUUCAAAUUAAAUUAAAAAAUAAAACGGAGAAAUUAGGGUUCUUCUCCAUACAAUCGCAACAAAGAAAAGGGGAAAAAAAGAGAGUAUUCGAUUCGAAUAAUGAAGCUGAAGCAUCUCGAAGGCCUCCUCGGAGACCUCCAACAAUUUUCGAAUCCGAAGGUGGAGCUGGAGCAAUACCCAACUGGGCCACAUAUUGCAUCACGAAUGAUUUACACGGCUGAAAAUAGCUUUGAUGAUAUAAGUGGCAAAGUGGUAGCUGACUUUGGUUGCGGCUGUGGUACGCUUGGUGUGGCGAGUUCUCUUUUGGGUGCUGAACAUGUGGUUGGGAUUGAUAUCGAUCCACAAUCUCUUGAAAUUGCUUCACAGAAUGCUGAAGAUUUGGAGGUGGGUAUAAAUUUCAUUUGGUCAGACAUCAAGAAUUUGAAAUUGAGAGGUCCUUUGGUAGAUACUGUUGUAAUGAAUCCUCCCUUUGGGACUAGAAAGAAAGGAUCUGAUAUGGAGUUCCUGUGCAUGGCUUUGAAGGUUGCUUCUCGAGCAGUAUAUUCUCUACAUAAGACUACAACCAGAGAAAGGACGGCCUUGCGGGAUUAUGGUGCCAAAAGCGCUGAGGUCUUAUGCGAGCUUCGGUUUGACGUACCACAACUUUACAAGUUCCACAAGAAGAAAGAGGUCGACGUAGCCGUGGAUCUCUGGCGCUUUGUUCCGUGACCCUUCGCAGUUCAAUGCUCAUCGCAAACCCGAACCAAAUUGCAACUUCUUACCGAGAUCGGAAUUGAGAAAAUGGUUCAUUAUGUACUUCUUUUUUUUUUUUUUUUUGAUGAAAAUUCAAUUGACUAAGAAGAUAUGAUGUGUGUGAUAAGCAAAUGUCUCAAAAAUUAUGUUUGGUACAUAUCAUGAUGGGAACCGUGAGUUUUUAGUGUGAAAAAUUCAUAAUGACAUUUUGAAUUUAUUGCUGCA
Messenger RNA from Ananas comosus (pineapple), 1083 nucleotides. RefSeq names its product methyltransferase-like protein 5. Bases 226 to 834 code for a protein of 202 amino acids. NCBI's taxonomy places the organism in Eukaryota, Viridiplantae, Streptophyta, Magnoliopsida, Poales, Bromeliaceae. The record is from RefSeq and is a predicted model, not a curated record. Gene Ontology annotation, biological process: rRNA methylation. The transcript is spliced from 9 exons. Gene Ontology annotation, molecular function: nucleic acid binding; rRNA (adenine-N6-)-methyltransferase activity.